Molecule: messenger RNA, 4816 nt
Organism: Nerophis lumbriciformis (worm pipefish)
Lineage: Eukaryota; Metazoa; Chordata; Actinopteri; Syngnathiformes; Syngnathidae
Product: para-nitrobenzyl esterase
Source: RefSeq, a predicted model, not a curated record
CUUGUCUUCCAGUAGUUUGUCCUAAACUUUAAAAAAAACGUGUUUACUAACAAACCUCCUGCUAUUUUCAAGUCCUUUUCAAUGGUGAGCAUGAAAUAUACGAAGAUAAUUAUGACCUUUGUGGACUAUAGACAUGGAAUGAAUUGAAGAUGAGUGAGGACGUAUAUGAAGUCCCAGAAAGGACAGAGUACCGCUACCUGGUGCAAGAGGAAGAUGAAGAAGAAGUGCAGUAUGUUCGACACAGACAUUACAUCAGCCCCUUCUUGGUGCUGUCCAGACGUUGCAUUGUCCUCAUCUGCAUCGGUGUGCUCACUCUCCUGGUUCUGGCCACCUACCUGGGCUACCUUGCCCAAACACUCCCACCUGGCCUAGCCCAAGUCACCACUGACUGUGGUGACUACCGAGGAAGACGUAAAAAUGGCGCCUACUCCUUUAAAGGCAUUCCAUAUGCUGCUCCACCAGUUGGUAAUCUGCGCUGGGCACCUCCAGCUGACCCGGUGUGUCCGGAUGGAGUCACUGACGCCAGCCGCUUUCGUAGCAUGUGUACCCAGGUGCGGCCUUUAUCAAGUGAAGGCAAGCUGAUGGGCCAGGAAGACUGCCUCUUCAUCAACGUGUGGACUCCAACGCUGCAGGCCAACUCAAAGCUGCCAGUCAUGGUCUGGAUCCAUGGAGGCUACCUGCACAUGUUAAGUGGUGGAGAACAUGGCUACUCACCGACAGAGAAGCUUGCAGCAGAAACACAGAUGGUGUAUGUCAGCUUUAACUACAGACUCAAUGCAUUUGGCUUCAUGGCACUGGAGAUACUAAGGGAAGGUUCUCUCAAAAACACUUCAGGAAACUAUGGCUUCAUGGACCAAAUUGCUGCAUUAAAGUGGGUCCAAAGAAACAUCCAAGGUUUUGGAGGGGAUCCUGAAAAAGUCACCAUCUUUGGGCAGAGUUCAGGUGGCACGUCUGUAUGGACCCUGAUGAUGUCUGCGCUUGCAAAGGGUCUUUUCCAGGCGGCCGUGGAUAUGAGUGGCUCGUACAUCUACAAUUCAACACUGGAACAGGCUGAGUCUGCCAAUCUGGUCUUCCUGAAGAACACAGGCUGCAAAGACCUCUUGUGCCUUAGACAACUCCCUGUUAAACAGAUACUACAGGCAAUCCCAUGGCAGAAGUACCCUUCUUGGGCUGCUGAUGAUCUGGUGGACCUUCCCACCUUAGGGCACUUCUGUGGCCCUGUUGCAGUGGUGGACGGCUAUGUCCUGCAAGCGUCACCCUUUGAGAUUUGGGAAAAAAAAGGAGCCUAUAAUGAUGUCCCAUUGGUCAUCGGUACAACCGAGCAGGAGGUGGACUUCAGCCCUCAAGCUGAAAACAUCUCCAUGUGGACAUGGGAGGAUUAUAGGUGGUUUGUGACAGAAAAACUGAAGACUUUUAGUGUAAAUCUUCCUAAAGAGGCGUUGGAUCUGUAUCCAUCUUCUUCCCCCUGCCCCACCAAAGACCGCUGUCCAGAGAGAGCAUACACUACAAUGGUUUCUGACUUGAGAAUCACUUGUCCCAAUAAUGAUCUGGCUCAGAGGGCUGCAGUGGCCCUUCAGAGUCCUGUUUAUCGCUAUGUGGUCACACACACACCUUCUGGACCAGUCAAUGCAUCUGCUGGGCUGAUUCCUUUUAAUAGCCGCUUCUCUUUCCACUGCUUGGACAUUGUGGCCUUCUUUGGUGGACUCGACUUCAUUUUGGAGACACCACCAUCUGAUCAGGACAAGCAAUUCCAGGACCUCAUAACAAGACACCUUGUGCACUUCGCCAGAACAGGUAAAAUGGAAGACUCAUGGCCAGAUUAUCCAGCAGCCACAGCACUCUUGUCCAGCAGCCUCGUUGUUGCCAACAACUAUUCGGCUGCUCGUUGUCAGUUAUGGAAGGACAAUGGUCUGUAUAAAUACGCCUGGAUAAACUGAUGACAGCAACCGUCAUCUGACACCUUGUGGCUUUAAAAGGGAAAGGUUUAAAUUUUAACAACCAAUCUUGUUGUUUAAGGGCGUAUUCACAAUCCGUUGAUCGAUUCCCCCUCCCUUGAGGUCCCCUGCUGGCUUUUGUUCAUUGAUCAUUUGUGUUAUAACCCGUUUACUUGUCCCAUUACUUAUAUUCAUUUAUUUUUUUCUGCAGUUUUUCUGACUCGGAAGAUUUUUUACUUAAGUAUUAGGGGUGUCCACUGAGGGUGGCAUAUUGAAAAACUAAAGAAUGCACAGGGCCACUUUACAUGAUUUUUACAUGAAAUAUGCUAAAACCAAUGCAGUGCUCAUCAGUAUAUGCUAAAUGAUUUGAGGAAAAAAAAACAUUAUCUUAGCUUCUGUGUUAUUGGUGACAAAGCAAAUAGAUGUUAUAUCUGAAAUAAUUCCUUAAUAACUAAUUAAUUGGAUUUUUAGAGCAGGUCGUGGUCCAAUAAAAAACUUUGGACACCCCUGUCCAAGAUCAAAGUUACUUGCAUCCUGCCAUGAUGAGCAUGUGUACAGAUGUCCUGUCGAGCCGACACUUGUGGCAAGUUUUUCUCACUCGCCUUUUGUUAAAGUUUUUUUGAAGGGGGUGUGUACAUUUUUUAAUAACGUGCUUGCAAGAUUUGAGUUAGUUAGAGUUCUAAAAAAUAUUACUUAACAUAAUAAUAAUAAUAAUAGUAAACAAAAUUAAUGAGAAACAACAAAUCCAAGGAGGUUCCUUUUGUGACUUGACGUGUAUACCUGUGUUGGAUUGAUUUUAGCAUGUAUAAUAAAUAGAAAUAUGAUUUGUGGCCCCACACUAGAGGUGUCCUGAUCCAAUAUCAGCACAAAAACAACUAUGGGAUUGCAAAUACAUCAAUUAUCAAUUUAAAUACAGCAUAAAUCUAUUCUAGAUUAUUCAUAAAAAAAAUAAGUUAGUAAUUUUUUAUACCUGCCAUUUAAUCUCUGAGUAAUUUCACUUGAUCAAGCCUUUUCUAACAAGCCACACUACAAAAUAUUACAAGUAUAUAAGUAAGCAUUAUUGCUGAUAGCGUAUCAGAUCAGUAGUGGUAUCAGCCAAUAUUCAAUGCGGCAAUAUUAGCAUUGUGUCAGAUGAAAAAGUUGUAUCGAUACACCCCUUCCCCGCAUCAAUUUUUCUGUGUGACCCCAUUGUGUAAAAGACUUGAACCUCCCCGGCUUUAAAGAACACUUGUGAAAGUAAACACAGACACAAUACAUCGGCUUAUGAAAUACUGUACCUGCUGACAUGUAAAACAGUGGAUGAGCUAAAAAUGCUGACACAUGCACUUUACGUUGGAAAAUGGUGAAGUGAAAGCCCUAUUUUUUGUGAACGUUUUAUUUUCACUUGGACAAAUAAAUACUCAUUAUUUUUGGUAGCUAGCAGAAUACUCGUAGCAUUACACUGCAUCGAGUGAAAACCAUAUGAUAAAUGAUGGUUUGUAGCCACUAUUUCAUUUGAUUGGAUCAUGAAGGUGUACUGAGCCACACACAGCUAAGUGUGAAGCUUCUGGGAUGAGAAUCAGCACGUCGAAAUCUAAGGCCAUAGUUUGCAGCUAGAAAAGGGCGGAUUGCACCCUUUGGGUUGGCGGGAGUUCAAGUAUCUCGGGAUCUUGUUGAAUGAGGGAAUGUCGGAGCAGGCGGAUGGACGCAGUGUCUGCAAAAAUGCAGGAACUGUAUCGGUAUUGUUCAACAUUUUGAAGUGUCUUCAACUGUUGAUUCGCUUAUUUCUACUCUGCCUGUGCUCAUGAAACCUCUAAGACACUUUUCACUAACUUUUUACUUUUUUCAUCUAAUCUAAUCUACACUAAGGAAAUAAAUAUUUGAUCUCCUGAUUACCGACAAAGUUUACUCUUACAAAUAUAUGAAUACCACAUCUUUUUUGGGUUAGCUUUAUUGUUCCAAGUAAUGGAUUUAAAAAAAAAAAAAAAGUUUAUUAAUUAAUUUGUAUUGGAUUGCAGUAAAUAAGUAUUUGAUCCCAAUACAAAAAGUAGUUUUUAGUUGGUGUAAAUUAAUUGCUGUCAACGACAGAGAUCCGUCCGACUGUAUUGUAGUUGUAGAAGUGUAUUGUAGUUUUUUUUAUAGAUGCAGUAUUGCUUUGCAGUUUUUUUGUAGUUGAAGUAGUGUAUUGUAGUCUUUAUAAUAGAUGCAGUAGUGGUUUGUAGUUUUUUGUAGUUGUAGUAGUGCAUUGUAGUUUUUUUUUAUAGUUGUAGUGGUGUAUUGUAGUUUUUUUAGAAUUGGUCUGUUCUUUUCUCUCGUCCAUGGUGGUGAAGCGUUUUGAAUGAAGUGUUGCUGUGACAGGUGUAUUUUGUACACACAACGGGUGGAGAUGAGGAGUACUUCCUUAAUUUGUGUGUUUUGUGAACACUCAGUGGGUCUGUGCCUGCUGGUCGGUAGUAAUUUGAUACUUAUUUCCUUAUUUCACUCAAAUGUAAUAUGUAUUUCAAUCAAACACUAAUUAUUUUAUAAACUAUUUUUUUAAUUACCAACCGGCAUGGCUCGUUUGGUAGAGCGGUCGUGCCAGCAACUUGAGAGUUCCAGGUUUAAAUCCUCGCUUCCGCCAUCCUAGUCACUGCUGUUUUGUCCUUGGGCAAGAUACUUUACCUACCUUCUCCCAGUGCCACCCACACUGGUUUCAAUGAAGCGCUAUAUAAAUAUAAUUCACUCUACUUCACUUCACUAAAAUAAAUCUACCAUAAAAAUUAUAUAUCUUUGUAAACUUACAAAAUCAGUAGGGCUGCAAAUACUUUGUUUCCUCACUAUGCUGUAUUAUUUUGUGUAAUUACAAUGAACAUUGAAGUGUUGGGACUAGGAGUGGAAUGAAGCUUGCGUUCCUUUGUAUAAUG